Molecule: messenger RNA, 2289 nt
Organism: Cryptomeria japonica (Japanese cedar)
Lineage: Eukaryota; Viridiplantae; Streptophyta; Pinopsida; Cupressales; Cupressaceae
Product: aldehyde dehydrogenase family 7 member B4
Exons: 17
Coding region: 452-1996 (514 amino acids)
Molecular function (GO): aldehyde dehydrogenase (NAD+) activity
Source: RefSeq, a predicted model, not a curated record
CAAUUUCAAUUAUAUAAGCCAACGUGGACACCAACAGAAGAUUAUCUGCGUUACGCCUUUCGCUGUCUUUCUUUCUUGCAAGAAUAUUUCAUCUAUAUCCCAUCUACGAGGCAGAGUAGUUCGUACGUUUGAAUCAGAAUAUACUAUUGAUUAGCGGUAAAAGCUUGGGAGGAAAACCAUUAUAAGCAAUUCGUGGCACGGGCAAUCGUGUGGAACAAUAGUUGACGAUAUUUGUAAGUUUUACUCGAACUGUUUUUUUUUUUUAACCAUAUCAGCAUUUCUUAUAUGAGUCAUUAGAUUAGCAAUAGUAUCAUUACCCAUGGCGAACUAAUUCUUAAGAAUUUACAAGCUCAAUAUAAAGGGCAAAGCUAAAAGGCUAUUGCUGUAAAGAGGUGGUGCCUACAUAGUUUUACAUCUUUGCUGAGGAUCCUUCUCUAUCGGCUCGUGCACUAUGGCAGCGGCCUUUGCAAGAAGAGAGUAUGACUUCUUGAACGAGCUAGGGUUACAGCCCCAUAAUCUGGGGUGUAACGGAAAUGGUGUGUGGAAAGGAAAUGGAAAUACUGUUACAUCGGUUAAUCCUGCUAAUAACCAGCCGAUAGCAACAGUAGUUGAAGCUUCUAUUGAAGACUAUGAGGAUAGCAUUAAAGCUUGUGGAGAAGCUAGUAAAAUGUGGAUGCAGACUCCUGCUCCAAAGAGAGGUGAAAUUGUAAGACAAAUUGGGGAAGCUUUGCGGUCAAAAUUAGAGCUCCUUGGUAGACUUGUGUCAUUGGAGAUGGGUAAAAUACUUCCAGAGGGCAUAGGGGAGGUUCAAGAAAUUAUUGACAUGUGUGAUUAUGCAGUAGGCUUAAGUCGGCAGUUGAAUGGUUCUAUUAUACCUUCAGAACGGCCAAAUCAUAUGAUGAUGGAGGUAUGGAAUCCCCUGGGCAUAGUUGGUGUAAUUACUGCUUUCAACUUUCCAGCUGCUGUACUUGGAUGGAAUGCAUGCAUUGCGUUGGUGUGUGGUAACUGCGUUGUUUGGAAAGGUGCUCCAACUACACCAUUGAUUAGUGUGGCAACAACAAAACUAAUUGCUGAGGUGUUUGAGCGAAAUGGUUUUCCUAGUGCUAUUUUCACCUGCAUCUGUGGUGGGGCAGAAAUUGGGCAAGCCAUAGCAGAAGAUACAAGAAUUCCAUUGGUCUCAUUUACUGGAAGUACUAAGGUUGGACAAAUUGUUCAAAGGACAGUCCAUGCUAGAUUUGGGAAAUGUUUACUUGAGCUCAGUGGUAACAAUGCCAUUAUAGUGAUGGACGAUGCAGACCUAGCACUAGCUGUCAGUUCUGUCUUGUUUGCAGCAGUUGGUACUGCAGGGCAGCGGUGCACCACUUGCCGACGGCUGUUGCUGCAUGAAAAGAUACACCAGCAAGUGAUUGAGCGGUUGGUUGAUGCAUACAAGCAAGUUAAAAUAGGAGAUCCUCUGAACAAAGAUACCUUGUUAGGACCGUUGCAUACCAAAACAUCAAAGACGAACUUCGAGAAAGGAAUUCAAAUGAUAAAAUCUCAGGGUGGGCACAUUCUUACAGGUGGUUCAGUUAUAGAGCAUGAAGGAAAUUUUGUGCAACCAACUAUUGUGGAAAUAUCUGGGGAUGCACCAAUUGUGAAGGAAGAACUGUUUGCUCCUGUUCUUUAUGUCUUGAAGUUCCAGACUCUAGAGGAUGCCAUUGAACUAAACAAUUCUGUUUCUCAAGGACUAAGUAGUUCUAUUUUCACCCGUAGCCCAGAAGCUAUUUUCAAGUGGAUUGGGCCUUGUGGUAGUGACUGUGGCAUUGUAAAUGUAAACAUUCCAACUAAUGGGGCAGAGAUUGGUGGUGCGUUUGGUGGUGAAAAGGCAACAGGUGGCGGCCGUGAAGCAGGGAGUGAUUCGUGGAAACAGUACAUGCGCCGGGCAACAUGCACAAUCAAUUAUGGGAGAGAACUACCACUAGCUCAGGGGAUCAAUUUUGGAUUUCAGUCAAACUGAAGCAAGCAUUAUGUUCUGCCACUGUGGACACUUCGAACUACAUGGUGAGGUAUUGUUUGGAUCUGCAGUCUUCCCAACAAGAAGGGGCUAAGCACGUGCUUGCAGUGCAAAGCUCAGUAUCAAGUGGGAGGAGAAACUCACUUCACUGGAUAUUUUUAGACAAAUAAAUAUAUAAUGCUACAGUUUGAAUAUGGAUAAUUCCAAGUUAGUUUUGUAAUGACUUUGUUAUUUUCAUAGAGAUGAUUUCUAUGUGUAAAAAUCUUUAUUUGAGAAGUUAAAUGGGCUUUGUGUUA